AUGAAUUACCUCUGCGUCAAGGAGGAGGAGCUCCACAGCCAUGAGGAUGUUUCCUUUUCUGAAAUUACGGGCUUCCCAGAAAUGAACCAGACGAACGACAACCUCUCGUCGUUGCAGAAUUGCCCAUCAAUCUGGCAGAGAACUUGGAAGGUCUGGGAUGCCAUGGAAUCUCGAAAUGAAGACGAAGCAGAGGGCAAUAAAGCCGGAGAAGAGGAAUCGAAAUCGGUAGAUCUUGGAGCGGGAACGGGAAUCGGCGGAGAGAUGAACGAAGGUGGAGAAGGAGGAAGCGAAACGAUUUGGUGUUAG
Molecule: messenger RNA, 306 nt
Organism: Microthlaspi erraticum
Lineage: Eukaryota; Viridiplantae; Streptophyta; Magnoliopsida; Brassicales; Brassicaceae
Source: the annotation of a GenBank genome assembly